CCUAUUGCGGGCAAGCGCUUCAGCCGGCUCCCGGAGCCGGAAGGAUUUGGCCUGUUUCGAGCCCUAUUUUGCGGGAGGUGACCGGCGGGGCUCGGACUUCGGUUUCGGAUACUUCACCGCCUGGGCAAGGGGAGCAGCAGGAAGCGCUGCUGGCGGGCGGGGACAGCGCGAAGGAGAACGGCGCGCCCCGGAGAGGUGCAAGGGACGGGUCCGUCCUUCGCUACAGCAUUCAGAAUGUCUUCUCCAGCUCUGCUCAUGCGUGUGGUUGCCUCUGCGUAUUCGGUUGCAGAGAAAGCUGCAACAAUUGUUAGAAAUGUAAUGGCUGCAGGAGAUCUGGGGAUAGUAGACAAGACCGGGGACAACGACUUGCAGACCAAAGCUGACCGACUGGUACAAAUGAGCAUUUGUGCUUCCCUGGCACAGAAGUUUCCCAAGGUGACAAUCAUAGGAGAAGAAGAACUGUCCACUGAGGAGGUAACUGAAGAAUUAAUUGAAGAUGGCCACUGUGAAGAAAUACUGAAGAAAACUUGCCCUGCUCAGUAUGCAGGAAUUAAAGAGGAAGAGCUUGUAAUAUGGGUUGAUCCCUUGGAUGGAACCAAGGAGUACACCGAAGGUCUCCUUGAUCAUGUAACGGUUCUUAUUGGAAUUGCUUAUGAAGGCAAAGCAAUAGCAGGAGUUAUUAACCAGCCAUAUUACAACUAUGAGGCAGGAGCUGGUGCUGUGUUGGGCAGGACAAUCUGGGGAGUCUUGGGCAUAGGUGCCUUUGGAUUUCAGCUCACAGAAGCACCUGCUGGGAAACACAUCGUUGUUACCACCCGUUCUCACAGCAGUACCCUGGUAAAUGACUGCAUCAGUGCCUUGAACCCAGACAGCGUCAUCAGAGUUGGAGGGGCAGGAAACAAGAUCAUUCAACUUAUAGAAGGCAAGGCAUCUGCUUAUGUAUUUGCUAGUCCUGGGUGCAAGAAAUGGGAUACAUGUGCACCUGAAGCUAUUCUGCAUGCUGUGGGAGGCAAGAUAACUGAUAUCCAUGGAAAUUCAUUUCAGUAUAACAAGGAAGUGAAACACAUGAAUUCAGCUGGGGUCCUUGCGACUUUGAGAAAUUAUGACUAUUAUGCCAGCCGUAUUCCCAACACUGUUAAACAAUCUCUUGUGCCUUAAAGCAGUAAAGCGUCUUCACUUGGCCUGGAAGGCUGGCUAAGAAAGUGAACUUGGAGAAAAAGAAAGAAAGAAAAAAAAAAAAAGGAAGAAAGAAGAUAACUGAGCUUGAAAUUUUGUUUUACAGAAUCCGAACUGAAUUCUUACAUUAAGGUGUUCAAUAAUUUCAAAAUUACAUACAGAAUCUCUAGGUGUAUGUUGGAUCAGAUUGUUUUGCUGUGUUUAGCAGACAACAUCAAAACAGUCUUCAACAAGUUGUUUUCCUUGUUCUUUGUGAGUAUUCAUUCUUCGUGAUUGUGCUAAAUAUAUUGCUAACAGUCCAAAACUCUAAAUUACAGUCCAAAAAUCAUCUUAAUAUUCAGGGCACAAAAUCAUGUUAAGUCAUUUACCUGAUCUUGCUCAAUGUUUUUUGUUGUAUGUAAUCAACAACAGUUUAUUGUGUUAAAUACAAACGGACUAAGAA
Molecule: messenger RNA, 1618 nt
Organism: Chroicocephalus ridibundus (black-headed gull)
Lineage: Eukaryota; Metazoa; Chordata; Aves; Charadriiformes; Laridae
Gene: BPNT1
Product: 3'(2'), 5'-bisphosphate nucleotidase 1
Exons: 9
Coding region: 235-1158 (307 amino acids)
Biological process (GO): phosphatidylinositol phosphate biosynthetic process
Molecular function (GO): 3'(2'),5'-bisphosphate nucleotidase activity
Source: RefSeq, a predicted model, not a curated record